This is a messenger RNA of Tripterygium wilfordii, 5627 nucleotides long. RefSeq names its product pleiotropic drug resistance protein 3-like. Gene Ontology annotation, cellular component: membrane. Gene Ontology annotation, molecular function: ABC-type transporter activity; ATP hydrolysis activity; ATP binding. Bases 38 to 4333 code for a protein of 1431 amino acids. The record is from RefSeq and is a predicted model, not a curated record. The transcript has 24 exons. Lineage: Eukaryota; Viridiplantae; Streptophyta; Magnoliopsida; Celastrales; Celastraceae.
AGAUAGGGAAGCUCGAUUACUCUCAGGAGUCUCUAAAAUGACAGAUGAUGAGUCCUUAGGAGUACUAGAAUUAGCCACCGUAGAAGGAAGCCGCGCCAGUGCAUCCUUGGAUCGUGAAAGCACGAAGCGCGACGAUGAAGAAGAGGCAUUGCAGUGGGCAGCAAUUGAAAGAUUACCGUCAACAAAACGACUUAGAAUGUCGAUAAUGUCUGACAACGAAGGUGGUGAGGAUGGGGAGGCAAAAAGGGUUGUUGACCUUACCAAGCUUCGAGCAAUAGAACGGAGAGUUUUCAUCGAUAGAGUUCUGCAGAAAGUCGAAGAAGACAAUCACAGGUUGUUACAGAAGUUGAAAGAAAGAAUUGACAAAGUGGGUCUGGAACUGCCAACUGUGGAAGUUAGAUAUCAGAAUUUAUGUGUUGAAGCAGAAUGUGAAGUAGUUCAUGGAAAACCACUUCCCAGCCUUUGGAACAGCGUUAAAAGUUUGUUCUCUAAUUUGACAGAUAUUACUGGGUGCAAAUCUCAAGUUCACAAGAUUAAGAUUCUCAAGAACGUAUCCGGCAUCGUCAAACCUUCAAGGAUGACUCUAUUGCUAGGCCCUCCAGGCUGUGGAAAAACAACAUUGUUACAGGCACUUGCGGGGAAGCUUCACGAGUCUCUCAAGAGAACUGGAGAAAUCAGCUAUAAUGGUUACAAAUUCGACGAGUUUGUUCCUCAGAAAACAUCAGCAUAUAUAAGUCAAUAUGAUCAGCACACUUCUGAAAUGACUGUAAGGGAGACACUCAAUUUUUCAGCACGGUUUCAGGGUAUUGGAGGCAGAGCAGAUAUCAUGAAAGAAAUCAGCAGAAGGGAGAAGCAAGCAGGCAUUAUCCCAGAACCAGAUGUAGAUACUUACAUGAAGGCAAUUUCACUCGAAGGAUUAAAAAGCACUCUCCAGACAGACUAUAUAUUGAAGAUUCUUGGGCUGGAUAUUUGUGCUGACACAAUUGUGGGUGAUGCAAUGAGAAGAGGAAUUUCUGGUGGCCAGAAGAAACGGGUGACAACAGGGGAAAUGAUAGUUGGUCCAACAAGGGCUCUCUUUAUGGAUGAAAUAUCAAAUGGUUUAGACAGCUCCACAACCUUUCAGAUUGUUACCUGUCUGCAGCAGUUGACACACAUCACAGAGUGCACCACAUUGAUAGCGCUUCUUCAGCCAGCACCCGAGACCUUUGACCUCUUUGAUGACAUAAUCUUGAUGGCAGAAGGAAAGAUUGUAUACCAUGGGCCUCGGAAUAAUGUUUUAGAGUUCUUUGAGCAUUGUGGUUUCAGAUGUCCAUCACGGAAAGGCAUUGCAGACUUCCUUCAAGAAGUAGUUUCAAAGAAAGAUCAAGCACAAUACUGGUAUCUCAACCAACCACAGAAUUACGUAACUGUUGACAACUUUGCAAACAUGUUCAAAGAAUUUCCUGUUGGACAGAAGUUAGAUGAAGAACUCUCCAUGCCUUUAAAUAUGUCCAAGCGCCAUAAAGAUGCUUUAGUAUCCAAUAUCUACUCCGUGGGAAAAUGGGAAUUGUUCAAAGCAUGCAUGACAAGAGAAUGGCUACUUAUGAAGCGCAACUCAUUUGUUCAUGUGUUCAAAUCCGCACAGCUUGUAGUCGUUGCAGCAAUAACGAUGACAAUAUUCCUACGCACCUGGAUGAAAAUUGACAUGGUCCAUGCAACUUACUACAUGGGUUCCUUGUUUUAUGCACUCAUUAGACUUAUGACUAAUGGAAUUGCAGAAUUGUCCUUGACUGUAUCAAGACUCCCAGUCUUCUAUAAGCAAAGAGACUUCUACUUCUAUCCCGCAUGGGCUUAUUCCAUUCCAGCAGCCAUUUUGAAGAUUCCAUUUUCCUUCCUGGAUGCUUUUCUCUGGACAGCUAUUACCUAUUAUGUCAUUGGCUACAGUCCAGAACCAGAAAGGUUUUUCCGUCAAAUGCUUCUUCUUUUCCUUGUACACCAAGUAUCGGUAUCAAUGUUCCGUCUAAUAGCUUCAAUAAUUCGAAAUCCAUCUAUUGCAUCAAUCAGCAGUCUUUUCUGCUUAUCGGUUAUGUUCCUAUUUGGUGGCUUCAUAAUUCCAAAACCCUCUUUGCCUGUUUGGCUGGCAUGGUGCUUUUGGCUUUCACCGCUGUCAUAUGCUGAAAUAGGAUCGUCAGUGAAUGAAUUCCUUGCUCCAAGGUGGCAAAAGGUCUCAUCUUCAAAUACUACUUUAGGAGAGCAAAUUCUGAGGAAACGUGGUCUGUACUUCAAUGAUUACUUUUAUUGGAUAUCAAUAGGAGCAUUACUUGGAUUUUGGAUCAUUUUCAAUAUUGGAUUUACUUGUGCACUGAGUUAUUUGAAGCCUCCAGGGAGUUCUCAUAAGACUAUUUCUCAUGAACAACUCUCUAAUCGAAAAGGUUCAGAAAACACAAGCAGCAUAAUCGAAGGGAAAGAAUUAGCUCCUGCUCAUUUGCCAAAAUCUGUUGCAGAGACAGAAAAUACUGGAAUUGUCCUGCCUUUCAGACCUAUAACAAUAACAUUUGAGAAUGUGCAAUACUUUGUUGAUACUCCCAAGAAACUAAGAGAGCAAGGUUUUAAACAAAAAAGACUACAGCUUCUUCAAGAUGUUACAGGAACAUUUAGACCUGGGAUUCUCACAGCGCUGAUGGGGGUUAGUGGAGCUGGGAAGACAACCCUGAUGGAUGUUCUUUCUGGAAGAAAAACCAGUGGUAUGAUUACUGGCGAGAUAAGAAUUGGAGGGUAUCCCAAAGUUCAAUCCACAUAUGCCAGAGUAUCUGGUUACUGUGAGCAAAGUGACAUACAUUCUCCACAAAUUACAAUAGAAGAAUCAGUUGCGUACUCAGCUUGGCUACGCUUGCCAGCUCAGAUUGACAACCACACAAGAGCUGAAUUUGUUACAGAAGUUCUUCGGCUGAUUGGGCUUGACGGAAUCAAAGAUGCUUUAGUUGGCAUUCCUGGUGUCAGUGGAAUAUCAACUGAGCAGCGCAAACGCCUAACAAUAGCAGUUGAACUUGUUUCGAAUCCAUCCAUAAUAUUUAUGGAUGAACCAACUUCCGGUCUAGAUGCCAGAGCAGCAGCUAUUGUCAUGCGAGUUGUAAAGAAUAUUGUCAAUACAAGGAGGACGGUGGUUUGUACCAUACAUCAGCCGAGCAUUGACAUAUUUGAGGCAUUUGAUGAGCUUAUUUUAAUGAAAAGAGGAGGAAAGAUAAUAUAUUCUGGAGAGUUGGGUCGGCAUUCAAAUAAGCUUAUUGAAUAUUUUGAGGGUAUUCCAGGAGUGCCUAAAAUUAAAGAAAAUUAUAACCCAGCAACAUGGAUGUUAGAGAUCACUAGUACUUCUGCAGAAGCUCAACUUGGUUUAGAUUUCGCUCAGCUCUACACUGAGUCUUAUCUCUUCCAAAAAAACGAAGAACUAGUCAGAGAACUGAGCGUACCAGAACCUGGUUCAAUUGAACUAAACUUUUCUAUGCGCUAUCCACAAAAUGGACUGGAGCAAUUCAAGGCAUGCCUCUGGAAGCAAAACCUCUCCUACUGGAGGAGUCCCAGAUACAAUUUGGCUCGCUUGAUUUUUGCUAUGGGAUCUUCUGUGUUAUUUGGAGCAAUUCUCUGGCAGAAAGGACAGAAGAUACAUGAUGAGCAAGAUCUAUUCAAUGUUUUGGGAUCAAUGUUCAUUCUCUUGCAAUUUAUGGGAGUAGCCAAUUGUUCAUCUGUCCUACCAUUCAUAGCCACUGAGCGCAUUACUGUAUACCGAGAACGGUUCGCUGGAAUGUAUUCCUCAUGGGCUUAUUCAUUAGCACAGGUGACAGUAGAAAUUCCAUAUGUAUUCCUUCAAGCAGUGUUGUUCUCAGCAAUUACGUAUCCAGCAAUAAAUUUCAUCUGGUCAAUCUACAAGAUAUUUAAGUAUUUCUACACAAUGUUUUGUACAUUGUUAUUCUUCACAUACUUUGGGAUGUUGCUUGCCUCAUUAACCCCAACUUUCCAAGUGGCUUCAGUAUUUGCAAGUUUCUUCUACACCCUGUUGAAUCUGUUUUCAGGAUACCUCAUACCUAGACCGCAAUUCCCAAAAUGGUGGGUUUGGGGUUAUUGGAUUUGCCCAAAUGCCUGGUCCCUAAAAAAUCUCCUAACAUCACAAUAUGGAGAUAUUGACAAGGAAGUCUUAGUUUACGGAGAACGCAAACCAAUCAGCACUUUCUUGAAAAGUUAUUACGGAUAUGACUACAGCGACCUAUGGAUAGCAUCAGUUGUUCUUCUCGCAUUUCCGCUUGCUUCUGCAUUUGGCUUUGCAUAUGCUAUAGCAAAAGUUAACUUUCAAAAAAGAUAAAGAAAAAAUCUAUGACAUACAAAUUUUCAAAUUCCAUGGUAUCUAUUUUUAGUAUUGAGCUAAUCUUCUGAAAUCCUAAUGCAUUCACUGUCUAACUUUUGCACAAAGGAAUAAAAUCACAGCAUCUAAGUAUGGUGAUAGAGACUAAUAGAACCGCACCACCUUAAAAUAUCAAAGAAAAAUCUCUCCAUAAGCAUACUAACAGUCAGAGAAAUAAUAACAAUGAGACCCUCCUGUUCUGAUGAAUACUAACAUAAUGAUUGAAACCUUAGGCUUUCAACGCUUGCUUAGGUACAUUGUCAUUAAAGAUGUUAAAGUGGUGAUUUGUUAUAUCUUAUAUGAACAAACGAUGAACAUGGUCUAUUCAACAUUCAUUCCUUUUUCUCUGCCUUCUACCCUUUCUUUUCUGAAUGCGACCUUUAAUUUUGGAACAACUAUGAAUAUUAGAUUUUUAAAUUAUCAGGGCAUCUUAUUACGCAUAAUUUUUAAAUCAGACACUAACUACAGUUGGUCAAUUACUUAACUGAUAAUUUUCUUUUUUGAGUGAAAUUUACUGAUAAAUUUACUUAUUCAAAGGCUUCACUUGGACUCGCUAUGUCCAAACUGAAUUAAGUUGAAAUGAUGUAAAAGUUAAAAACAGUAGACAUAAUUUUUGUACUCCAAUACAUUUCCAUCCCUUGACUUGUUCCCGUAGCACCUUUAAGUUUGAUACCCUUUUUUAUUGUUCUUGAUUUUCACAUACUUGACAAGUUAUCCUUCUACCUUCUUCAACAUCUUUAUCAUGCUCUUUGCUUCAUCUUUCACCUUCUUCUCAUUUUUCUCAAGCCUCCCUAAAUCUUUCUCUUCGUCACAAACGUGCUCUCAAUCAAUGUCAAGCGGCACAAAUGUGGAAUAAGACCUCUCUUAUGCUUUCUGUUCAUCUACCUUACCAUUCACAUUACCAAAUGGUCCUGUAGUGUACUCUAAUCUCAACAUCACUAAUCUACCAACAACAGGACAUGCUCUAGUAACUAUAAACCAGUUGAAUUAGAUGAAUCAAAGAUAUUGGUACCAUAAUCAAGAACACUAAGAAAAUGAAUAGGCUCAACAAUAAUGGAGCAUUCCAUGAAAUACACAGACAGCAGUCAAGAUUAUCAAUCAAAUUUACAAAAGGUAAAGGAUAUGAACAUCAAAUUCAUGGAUGCCAGUCUCUACAUGGAAUGCACAAAUAUUCUGAUGACUUUACUAAUACCUGUCAAACACUACCAAACCCCUACAGUACCAGAAAAAACCUUCAUCACGCAAAGAAAAUUUA